This is a messenger RNA of Clonostachys rhizophaga, 2301 nucleotides long. The record is from the annotation of a GenBank genome assembly. Lineage: Eukaryota; Fungi; Ascomycota; Sordariomycetes; Hypocreales; Bionectriaceae.
AUGUCCUACAAUCAAUACGGCCGUAGCCACCAGUACGGCGCGCCACCAGGCUACGGUGGCUAUCCAGGCGGCAAUGCGCCUCCUGGUAUGGGAGGACCUCCUGGUCCAGGAGGACCACCUCCUGGCAUGUCUCCCGCCCCAGGCAUGUCCCACCCUCCCGGGAUGGCUCCCCCUCCGGGACUCCAUCAGUAUAACGCACCCCAAACUAAUCGACCAAGUGGCCUACCCCCCAAUUUCCAAGCGCCCCCGAACAUGCCGAAUAUCAACUUCAACGCGCCCGUGAUUCGCCUCGGGACGGCUGGGCAAGGCAAGAUGAACACGCCGACGCAGGAACCCGAUAGGCCAUCGCAUGGUGGUUCUGGGCGUCCUGGAUUGGGGAUGGAGAGGGGCGGCCAAGACCAGGGCAGGCAGGCUAAAGAGACACCUCAGGUUCUUAUCCCCCCCACGAGCGAGGAGAAACUACGCACAAUCUUUCUACAUCAAUUACCUGAGAGUCUUAGCGUCGGGGGCGGUGUCGAGAAGGUACUUGGUGCUCUCGGUAAGCUGAGGCGCUGGGAUCCCUUCCCAAGCAUAUUGGACAGCUCGAAGCCUUCUACUUUCGGAUUCGCCUUGUUCGAGGAUGCCCAAUCACUGUCGACAGCAAUCAAGCUACUCCACGAUGAAACCGUCUACGUACCUGUCAAGCGGCAAUCAUCGACAUCUACCGAAACUCCAGAAGACGACACCUACGAGGAAUUUGAAAAGACUCAGGUGGAGGUUGCGGUCGACCCAAGCACGAGUAAAUACAUCGAGUCGUGGGAAGAAGAGAACACGAAUGGCGAAGAAAGGGAACAGCGCCUAGCAGCUGCUCGUAGCGCUCUGAAGACCGUCGUCAAGGAGCUCUUCUACCCCCCAGCUGGGACUAGUGUUGAUGCUGAGGGUGAUGUGUCUAUGAAGAACCAGGAGAAUGGGGAAAACGUCGAGAUUGUCAACAUUAAUAUCGCCCAGGAUGACGAGUUGGCAGACAUUCCUGCCGAGAUGCGCGAGGUCGUCUCUCAAGAAAUUGCGGCUUUCCGAGAGCGAAGUAUACAGCGGGAUAUGGAGAGACUGAAGAAGGAGGAGGAGAUGGAGGAACUAGAACGGCAGCGAAGCGGUGCUGGCACACGACCAUCCCGUCUGGCAUCACCGCCUGUCGGGGCAGGGGCCAACUCUAUGCCCUUGGGCCCCAGGGGUGUCCCCAAUGCCCCUCUUGGUCCAAAGGGCCAGAGCAGCAAUGGCCGGGUCGCAUUUGUCAACGGCGGAAUCAGCAAUACCGAGUACAGCGUGAACCAGGACGACGAGGAUACCGAUGCCGACGACGAAGAGCUCUACCGCCGAUAUCAAUCCAAGCAGAAAGCCGAGGCCGACAAGUCCUAUCUCGAAGCGGAACGAAAAUGGGCUAAUCGUGAACGAUCGAGGCAGGCAGCACUUGAGCGUGAACAGGCCCGAGAGAAGCAGGAGGCCGAGUCACUGGAGCGCCGGAAGGAAGAACAAUUUGAGCGCGAGAAGUCGUGGGAUGAUGAGCGAGAGUCAAGCCGCAAGUCACACCCAUACUAUCGGGACCACGCAAACUGGGUCAGAAAACGAGUCAUGGAUCGUGGCGACGAGGAGUCUCGAGACGAGAGCGACCGUCGCGCAGAACAGGACGAGAAGAGACGCGAACAGGCCAAUGCAGAUCGGGCCCGGGGUAUGGCAGACUCCUUCCUGGAGCAGCAAGCCCAGGAGCUCGAGCAGCAACAGCAGACAGAGUCUGCACCCCAGCCAUUCAAGCUUUCUUUGGGAGCAGCUGCUCAGAAGGCCCAGGCUUCACGUGGAGGAGCUCAGCGACGAACAAUCGCUGAGGUUGAGGGUCUCCUGGAUGAUGAAGAGGCCGAUACAUCCACCAAGCGACAGCUUAUUCCGAUCCAGUUUGAGCCCACGUCCGGCUCCGCGGGCAUGACGGACGAGGAGAUCUCGCAGGCAGUGCGGUCGCUCGCCCAGGAGAUCCCGUCAGAUAAAGAGGGCCUGUGGAGCUGGGAGGUCAAGUGGGACUUUAUGGACGACAGCGUGAUCCGGAGCAAGCUGCGGCCGUUUGUGGAGAAGAAGAUUGUCGAGUAUCUCGGUGUGCAGGAGGAGAUGCUGGUGGAGACGGUCGAGGACCACCUCCGCAAUCAUGGAACCGCAGCGGCUCUUGCUGAUGAACUUGAAGGGGCUUUGGACGAAGAAGCCGAGGACUUAGUGAAGAAGCUCUGGCGCAUGGUGAUCUUCUUCACAGAGUCAGAGAAACGAGGUCUACCUGCAUAG